Chrysochloris asiatica (Cape golden mole) is the source of this 1821-nucleotide messenger RNA. It is a transcript of the gene ATG16L1, whose product is annotated as autophagy related 16-like 1 (S. cerevisiae). Gene Ontology annotation, biological process: autophagosome assembly; negative stranded viral RNA replication. Lineage: Eukaryota; Metazoa; Chordata; Mammalia; Afrosoricida; Chrysochloridae. The record is from RefSeq and is a predicted model, not a curated record. The coding region runs from base 1 to 1821 and encodes 606 amino acids. The transcript is spliced from 18 exons. Gene Ontology annotation, cellular component: autophagosome membrane. Gene Ontology annotation, molecular function: protein binding.
AUGUCGUCCGGCCUCCGCGCCGCCGACUUCCCGCGCUGGAAGCGCCACAUCGCCGAGGAGCUGCGACGCCGGGACCGGCUGCAGAGGCAGACGUUUGAGGAGAUCAUCCUGCAGUAUAACAAGUUGCUGGAAAAGUCAGACCUUCACUCAGUGUUGACCCAGAAACUGCAAGCUGAGAAGCAUGAUGUGCCAAACAGACAUGAGAUCAGUCCAGGACAUGAUGGCACCUGGAACGAUGCUCAACUGCAGGAAAUGGCUCAGCUGCGGAUCAAACACCAGGAGGAGUUGACAGAGUUGCACAAGAAGCGUGGGGAGCUCGCUCAGCUGGUGAUAGACCUGAAUAACCAGAUGCAGCAGAAGGACAAGGAGAUGCAGGUGAACGAGGCCAAAAUCGCCGAGUGCUUGCAGACAAUCUCGGCCCUGGAGACGGAGUGCCUGGAACUGCGGGGAAAGCUGCAGGACUUGGAGAGAGCCAACCAGACCCUGAAGGACGAGUACGACGCCCUCCAGAUCACCUUUACCGCCUUGGAGGAGAAGCUGAGGAAGACCACCGAAGAAAACCAGGAGCUGGUCACCAGGUGGAUGGCUGAGAAAGCUCAGGAAGCCAACCGCUUAAACGCAGAGAACGAGAAGGAUUCCAGGAGACGGCAAGCCCGCCUGCAGAAAGAACUUGCAGAAGCUGCGAAGGAGCCCCUGCCUGUUGAACAGGACGAUGACAUUGAAGUCCUCCUGGACGAGGCCUCGGAGCACCCUGAAGAGACCUCUCCAGUGCGGGCCGUCAGAGCGGCCACUAAGCGACUCUCGCAGCCUGCUGGAGGCCUUCUGGAUUCUAUCACUAAUAUCUUUGGGCGGCGCUCCGUCUCUUCCCCUCCCGUGCCUCCAGACAACCCAGACACGCACCCCGGGUCCAGUAAAGACGUGCGGGUGCCAACCACCGCACUCUGUGUCUUCGAUGCACACGAUGGGGAAGUAAACGCCGUGCAGUUCAGCCCCGGCUCCCGGCUGCUGGCCACCGGCGGCAUGGAUCGCAGGGUCAAGCUUUGGGAAGUGUUUGGAGACAAAUGUGAGCUCAAAGGUGCGCUGUCUGGCAGCAACGCAGGGAUCACAAGCAUCGAAUUUGAUAGUGCUGGCUCUUACCUCUUAGCAGCGUCAAACGAUUUUGCCAGCCGAAUCUGGACUGUGGAUGAUUAUCGAUUACGGCACACGCUGACUGGACAUAGUGGGAAAGUGCUGUCAGCCAAGUUCCUGCUGGACAAUGCACGCAUUGUCUCAGGGAGCCAUGACCGGACACUCAAACUCUGGGACCUCCGCAGCAAAGUCUGUAUAAAGACGGUGUUUGCAGGAUCCAGUUGCAACGAUAUUGUCUGCACCGAGCAGUGUGUUAUGAGUGGACAUUUUGACAAGAAAAUUCGUUUCUGGGACAUCCGAUCAGAGAGUAUCAUUCGAGAGAUGGAGCUGCUUGGGAAGGUAACCGCCCUGGACUUGAACCCGGAACGCACUGAGCUCCUCACCUGCUCCCGCGAUGACCUGCUAAAAAUUAUCGAUCUCCGAAAACACACUGUCAAGCAGUCAUUCAGUGCCCCUGGCUUCAAGUGCAGCUCUGACUGGACCAGAGCCAUAUUCAGCCCUGACGGCAGCUUCGUGAUGGCUGGCUCGGCCGAGGGUUCUCUCUAUGUCUGGAACGUUUCCACGGGAAAGGUGGAGAAGAUUCUCUCGAAGCAGCACAGCGCGCCAGUCAAUGCCGUGGCCUGGUCCCCAUCCGGCUCGCACGUGGUCAGUGUGGACAAAGGAAGCAAAGCUGUGCUGUGGUCAGAGUACUGA